GCAAAGGCGGUGCUUCCGGCCGGCGGAGGCGGAGCCUGGGGCUCGCUGGGGGGCGGAACCCUGACCCCGACCCCGACCCGGAUCCAGGCCGCGACCCCUACCAGGGCCCGCCGGAAUGGCCCGGCACGUGUUCCUGACGGGGCCCCCAGGAGUUGGAAAAACAACACUGAUCCAGAAAGCCAGUGAGGUUUUAAAAUCCUCCGGUGUGCCUGUCGAUGGAUUUUACACAGAAGAAGUCAGACAGGGAGGGAGAAGAAUAGGAUUCGAUGUUGUCACGUUAUCCGGCAUGCGGGGAGUUUUGUCUAGAAUUGGGUCAGAGCCGCCUCCUGGAAAACGUGAAUGCCGGGUUGGGCAGUAUGUGGUGGAUCUGACUUCCUUCGAGCACUUGGCCCUUCCGGUCUUGAAGGAUGCAGGUUCCAGCAGUGGCCCAGGGCAGAGAGUGUGUGUCAUCGAUGAGAUUGGGAAGAUGGAGCUCUUCAGUCAGCCUUUCAUCCAGGCCGUUCGUCAGACGCUGUCCGCCCCAGGGACUGUAGUCCUGGGCACGAUCCCAAUACCCAAGGGAAAACCGCUGGCCCUCGUGGAGGAAAUCAGACGCAGAAACGACGUUCAGCUGUUCAGUGUCACCAAGGAAAACAGAAACCACCUUUUGCCAGAUAUUGUGACGUGUGUGCAGAGCGGCUGGAAGUGAAGGUGGUUCGUGUCCGUGCCUGUGCGCUUGCAGAAACGUGCCCUUGGAGCCUGAUCAGGGCCCUGCCUGUCGAGGAUUUAUGCCUUCGGGCUUACGAAACCUUAUGGGCUUUUCCAGAGAAAGCCUGACAGCUGUUUUCCAUAAAAUGUUUAAAAGAUCAAAUUAGCCUGAAUGCUGGGUUGGCGGGACGAGAUGAACAGUCCGCUGUGGCUUAUUUAUGCUGAGAGGUUUUCUGUUUAUUUCCUCUUGCAGUUGUGCGUAUGAUUUUGGUAAAUUAUGAAAUGAGAAAUGGUUUUCAGAGUAUUAGAUGGAACCUGCCCCCAUCGAAGUUUAUAAGUAUGUUCCGGGGAAGGGGGAGAAGGGCGUUCGCUACCUAAUCAAUUUUGCAUGGCAUGAAAAUUAACCCCCUCUCCAGGUGCAGCCUCAGCUCACAGGGCUGUGAGUUAUUUGGUUUUUAAAAACGGUUCCCUCAGAGAAAAGCCAUUUUAGGUCCUCCCCACCCAUCGCAUUGUUUAUUUGAUUGCUUAUUGCUUAAUAAAAUAAAAAGAAACUAAAUG
This is a messenger RNA of Ailuropoda melanoleuca (giant panda), 1245 nucleotides long. RefSeq names its product nucleoside-triphosphatase, cancer-related (gene NTPCR). The record is from RefSeq and is a predicted model, not a curated record. The coding region runs from base 116 to 688 and encodes 190 amino acids. The transcript is spliced from 5 exons. Gene Ontology annotation, molecular function: ribonucleoside triphosphate phosphatase activity. NCBI's taxonomy places the organism in Eukaryota, Metazoa, Chordata, Mammalia, Carnivora, Ursidae.